Messenger RNA from Marmota monax (woodchuck), 1494 nucleotides. It is a transcript of the gene Bbs5, whose product is annotated as Bardet-Biedl syndrome 5. The transcript has 12 exons. Lineage: Eukaryota; Metazoa; Chordata; Mammalia; Rodentia; Sciuridae. Gene Ontology annotation, molecular function: phosphatidylinositol-3-phosphate binding. Gene Ontology annotation, biological process: intracellular transport; cilium assembly. The coding region runs from base 99 to 1190 and encodes 363 amino acids. Gene Ontology annotation, cellular component: BBSome; ciliary basal body. The record is from RefSeq and is a predicted model, not a curated record.
UAGACGUCGUGACAGACGCGGCCCGUUGCCUUGGAGCCCGCAAGGCGCUGCUAGGCCUCCACCGCAGUGGAGAGCGGGGGCCGAAGGCCUCAGUCACCAUGUCUGUGUUGGACGUACUUUGGGAAGACCGCGACGUCCGUUUCGACGUGUCCUCGCAACAAAUGAAAACCAGACCUGGGGAAGUCCUUAUUGAUUGCUUAGAUUCAAUUGAAGAUACCAAAGGAAAUAAUGGAGAUAGAGGAAGACUCUUAGUAACAAAUUUAAGAAUUAUAUGGCACUCUUUGGCAUUGCCCAGAGUCAAUCUUUCUAUCGGUUACAACUGCAUAUUGAAUAUUACAACAAGGACUGCUAACUCUAAAUUACGAGGUCAAACCGAAGCUCUUUUUAUACUAACAAAGUGUAACAGCACUCGCUUUGAAUUUAUAUUCACAAAUUUGGUUCCUGGAAGUCCUAGACUUUUUACUUCUGUGAUUGCAGUACAUAGAGCAUAUGAAACUUCUAAAAUGUAUCGUGAUUUUAAAUUGAGAAGUGCGCUAAUUCAAAACAAACAACUAAGAUUAUUACCACAAGAACAUGUAUAUGACAAAAUCAAUGGAGUAUGGAACUUAUCCAGUGAUCAGGGAAAUCUAGGAACCUUUUUUAUUACCAAUGUGAGAAUCGUGUGGCAUGCAAAUAUGAAUGAUAGUUUUAAUGUCAGUAUACCAUAUCUGCAAAUUCGUUCGAUAAAGAUUAGAGAUUCAAAAUUUGGUUUAGCUCUUGUCAUAGAAAGCUCUCAACAGAGUGGAGGAUAUGUUCUUGGCUUUAAAAUAGAUCCUGUGGAAAAACUACAGGAAUCAGUUAAAGAAAUCAAUUCACUUCACAAAGUCUAUUCUGCCAGUCCUAUAUUUGGAGUGGAUUAUGAAAUGGAAGAAAAGGUAAUUUGUUCAAUAUGUGAAAUACAGAGUUUGCUGAAUUGCCUUCCAACUUCCUGUAAAAUUCAGCCACAGCCCCUUGAAGCUCUGACAGUUGAACAAAUUCAAGAUGAUGUAGAAAUAGAUGCUGAUGAUCACACGGAUGCUUUUGUGGCUUAUUUUGCUGAUGGCAAUAAGCAACAGGAUCGUGAACCUGUAUUUUCAGAAGAACUGGGGCUUGCAAUAGAGAAAUUGAAGGAUGGAUUCACACUACAGGGACUUUGGGAAGUAAUGAGUUGAUCUUGAGUUGAGCUGGAUUUCUAUUUAAAGAUAUCUCAAGAUUACAGACACUAGUCGCCUACUAUAAGGCAUGGAAUAGUUUUUAUAUUUACAGCUUUUAUAUUUAAAGCUUUUAAGAGAGUUUUUUAAUGAUUAAGAAAAAAUAUUUUUAGAAAACUCUGUUUUCUAAAAAUUAUAUCUAAAAUUGUAAUUGAAAUGUAUCUAGCUUGUAAAAUGUUUAUUUUGUAUCUAAUACUUGUAUAAGUUUCCAGAUUUUAAAUAACUGUUAUUAUGUUGGGUUUAAUAAAGAAUUUAUGCAGCACCA